ACACAUUGAAUGCAGUAUGAUAAGUUCUCGAAUGUCUGCUAAGUGUCUGCUUGGUGUCUGCUAUAAAUCGUGAAAUAAAUCAGAAUAAGCUGUAUUUUAGGAUAUUGUUCAUAAUUCAGGUGCUCCAGGUUGAGAACUUGCUCCAGCUUGUAAUCGCAAGUAUACUUUCAUCAACUAAAAGCACUUAAGAUGCAAAGUGAAACGGUGUUAGAUUCACGUCUAAUUUUACAGCAGCGCACUCAUUGAAUAAAACAUUGAAAAAGAAGUAAACUGAAGAGCCGGCUGUUUAGACGCCUAUUUCCACACUGCUAGGAAACCCGGCCUGCAUUUAUCCUGAACAGCAUCAUGGACAACGACAAGGAGAUGGCAACAGAGUCGAGGAUGUCGCUAGGCGCCGAUAAGAUGGGGUCAGUUCACACGACAUCGUCGACGGAGGCGGCAGAGAACCAUGCCGGUGGAGCGGGUAGCGACUCCGGAGGGGAGGAGGGUCAGCCGGAGCCGGACAGACAGCAGUCGGUGGGCGUCGUCGAGCUGAACUAUGACGACAUGGAAAUGGAGUUCGAGGAGGUGCUGCAGGAGCUGUCGGCCGACACGUCUCUGGAGAAGUUCCAGGCCGAGUACCGUAAGCUGCACAGUGCCCUGCAGCGGUCUCACCAGAACGAGCGCUCCCUGAUGGACAAAUACCGUGAGCUGCAGGCCGAGAUAGCUGCCCACUCGGCUGAGAUGGCCACGGCGCUCAAACUGGCGGCCGAGGACAAACAGGCCAUCGAGGCGCUCAAACGGGAGGUGGAGAAGGCGUGGAAGAUGGUGGACCUGGCGCACGACCGGGAACAGGAGGCCAAGGAUACGAUGGAGUCACUGCAGGCCGAGAUAGCGCACAUGCACCAGCUGGCCGGACAGACGGAGCAGAUCUCUUCAGAGCAGCAAGAGACGAUGGAUGAGUUGUCGGCCACCAAGGCGGACCUGACCCGGGAGCGGACCGAUCUGCUGGCCGAAGUGACCCGCCUGCGCUCUCAGCUGGACCGAGCCAUGGCCUGUCAGGAGGACACGGAAAAACGCCGGCUGGAAACGGAGGCGCGCCUGCAGAACCUCACCGAGGAGAUGCAGGUGCUUCGGAGUGACUUUCAGCGCGAGACGCGGAGAAAGGACCGCGCUGAGAGAGACCUGAAGGCCGCCAAAGCGGACAUCGAGGGCAAACAGGCCGAUGUCAAGAAAAUACAGGCUCAGAUGGACCAACUGAAUGAACAGAUGGACAAAACGAAUUUGGUAGUGAAGGAACAAAAGCUCAUGAACGAGAACGUGAUGAAGGAGGCGGAGCAGAUGGCCGAGCAGCAGCAGCGGCUACAGCAGGACUAUGAGGCGGCGCUGCUGUCCAUCGAUCAGCUGACGCAGUACAACCGGCAGACCGGGCAGGAACUUAAGGAGAAGGAGGAGGAGACGGCGCGCCUGAACCAGGAGACGCUGGACCUGACGCGGCUGCGCGACUCGCUGACGAGGAAGCUGCGCUCGGCAGAGCAGCAGCGCGAGGAGGCCGAACAGGAGCGCGAGGGCACCGUCAUGAAGGUGCGCCGGCUCGAGCGGGAGCUGGACGUCAUGAAGCGCGCCAUGGAGGCCGAGAAAAGGAUCAUGGACGGCCUCCGACACGAGAGGGAGCUCCUCAAGAAGAGCGUCCUCAAAACGCAGGCCGAGUAUAAGCUGCAAGAGAAUACGCUGAAGGUGCACGACCAGGCCAAGAAGCGUCUGGAGCAUGAGGGCGACCAGCUGCGACAGGCCAUCCUCAAGCAGCGCUUCAUCGUGGCGCAGAUGCAGAGGGAACGAGAAAAGUGCAUCAUGGACUCAGCUGGCUUGGCAGAGAAGAACAUCCGUAUCACUGGUCUGAUUAAGCUGAAGGAGCAGGAGAUCUUUGAGCUGAAGAAAAGGGUGGCCGAAUCAGAGAGUCGGCUGAAGCAGCAGCAAAGUCUGUACGAGGCUGUGCGGAGUGAUCGGAACCUCUACAGCAAGAACCUGAUAGAAUCGCAGAAUGAAGUUACUGAAAUGAACAGAAAAUUCAAAAUGGUCGUCCAUCAGAUUAAUCAAUUGAAAGAGGAGACUGCAGCAAGAGAGACUUUGCUCCUGAAGGACCAAACAGAGCUCCUCCGAGUUCGGAAGGACAAAGAGGCUCUACUCGUUGACCUGGAGGAGCAGCGGGUCACCGUGGCCAGUCUCAAAGCCAGGAUCACCGCCAUGGAGAUGGAACACCAGAAACUGGUCAAGGUACUGGCCGACGGCGAGGUCGAGAGGAACAAGCAGCGGAAGGACAUGAACCAGAUAAUGACGGAGCGGGACAUCCUGGGGACGCAGCUGGUGCGUCGGAACGACGAGCUGGCGCUGCUGUACGAGAAGAUUCGUAUUCAGCAGAGUACGCUCAGCAAGGGCGAGCAGCAGUACCGCGACCGCAUCAACGACAUCCGACUGCUCAAACUGGAAAUCAAAAAACUCAGACGCGAGAAGAGUCUGCUGAGUCGGAGCGUACACAAUCUGGAGGACAUGCGUCGGGAGAUGUACCACAUGCACAGAGCGCUGCUCAAGGAGCGCUCCAUGUGUAAGGCGCUGGAAGACGAGCUGCAGAACCCGCAGAACGUGCACCGCUGGCGGAAACUCGAGGGCACUGAUCCCGGAACAUACGAGAUGGUUCUAAAAAUCCAGACACUACAGAGGAGACUCAUCGCUAAAACACAGGACGCAACGAAGAAAGAACUAGAGAUCCAGGAGAAGCAGCGUCUCUACCUGGAACUGAAGCAGGUGCUGGCCCGACAGCCCGGUCCGGAGACGGCGGAGAAGUUGCUGCUCUGUCAGGACACGCUACGACAGAGGACACGGCAAAUGAAGAGCUUGGUGUCUGAGCUGAACAUGUACGAAUCACAAAUCCAAGAGUACAAACGGGACGUCGACCGACUGACGGGCCAGCUCGCCGAGUUCAAGAAACUUUUCAUCAACCAGAAGAAGCAGCAGAGGAGUCGUUUGCGGAGCGGAGUGCCGGUCGGCGCCGAGGCAUUGCGGCCUCCCACACGGUUCCCUGCCAUCGGCAGCCCCGCCACGACCGGUCGAAACCAGCCCCCACUAGGAGGAGGCUUCAAGCUACCUUCGCUCGCCGCCAACACGUAGGGGGCGCUUCACGUAGGUGGCGGCGCUGUCGCGUGGAGCCCUGCUAUUCUUUCUUCGUACGACAGCCUCUGUUGAUGGAUGUGAAAUGGUCAUCAGUGUAUCAUGAGCCAUGGCUGAAGCGAUUGGCGAAAAGUACGCUUUGUCACAUAGACGCAACUGAGCCUAGUAUGAAUGCCCGAUGUAAUAUUGUGAAAUGACUCCGAGAGUCAGUUUCACUAGUUGAAGGAUGAGGAGCAUCGGUCCAGAUGAGCCGAUGAGCGUUGGUGCUUUGUUAUUGUGUUUUCGAAGACAGAGGCGACGCAUUGAGUGUAUUGGUUGUUUGUGUGCUCGUGUAUCUUGUGCCUGCCUUCGACCUAUGUAAUGUAAUAUAUGAUUGGUCAUCA
Molecule: messenger RNA, 3527 nt
Organism: Amphibalanus amphitrite
Lineage: Eukaryota; Metazoa; Arthropoda; Thecostraca; Balanomorpha; Balanidae
Product: cilia- and flagella-associated protein 58-like
Exons: 19
Coding region: 346-3144 (932 amino acids)
Cellular component (GO): cytoskeleton
Source: RefSeq, a predicted model, not a curated record